Molecule: messenger RNA, 1799 nt
Organism: Odobenus rosmarus divergens (Pacific walrus)
Lineage: Eukaryota; Metazoa; Chordata; Mammalia; Carnivora; Odobenidae
Gene: HEXA
Product: hexosaminidase A (alpha polypeptide)
Exons: 14
Coding region: 10-1599 (529 amino acids)
Biological process (GO): ganglioside catabolic process; glycosaminoglycan metabolic process; carbohydrate metabolic process
Cellular component (GO): membrane
Molecular function (GO): beta-N-acetylhexosaminidase activity
Source: RefSeq, a predicted model, not a curated record
CGGCGAGCCAUGGCGGGCUCGGGGCUCUGGUUUUCGCUGCUGCUGGCGGCAGCGCUCGCCGGCCGGGCCGCGGCCCUCUGGCCCUGGCCCCAGUACAUCCAAACCUCCGAGUCCCACUACGCCAUCUUCCCGCACAACUUCCAGUUCCAGUACCACGUCAGUUCGGCCGCGCAGCCGGGCUGCUCCGUCCUCGACGAGGCCUUCCAGCGCUACCGCGACCUCCUCUUCACCUCCCGCCCUUGGCAGCCUCCUGAGCCCGCAAGAAAACAGCAUGCACCGGAGAAGAAUUCAUUGGUUAUCCUUGUGGUCACUCCUGGAUGUAACCAGCUUCCUUCUUUGGAGUCGGUGGAAAACUACACCCUGACCAUAAAUGAUGAUCAUUGUUUCCUCCUCUCUGAGACUGUCUGGGGAGCUCUCCGAGGUCUGGAGACUUUUAGCCAGCUUGUUUGGAGAUCUCCUGAGGGCACGUUCUUUAUCAACAAGACUGAGAUUGAAGACUUUCCCCGCUUCUCUCACCGGGGCUUGUUGUUGGAUACGUCUCGCCAUUACCUGCCACUGACUAGCAUCCUGGACACUCUGGACGUCAUGGCAUACAAUAAAUUCAAUGUGUUCCACUGGCAUCUGGUCGAUGACUCUUCUUUCCCAUAUGACAGCUUCACUUUUCCAGAGCUUACCAGAAAGGGGUCCUACAAUCCUGCCACCCAUAUCUACACGGCACAGGAUGUGAGGAAGGUGAUUGAAUAUGCACGACUUCGGGGUAUCCGUGUGUUGGUAGAGUUUGACACUCCUGGCCACACUCUGUCCUGGGGACCAGGUGUCCCUGGAUUAUUGACUCCUUGCUACUCUGGGUCUCAUCCCUCUGGCACCUUUGGACCAGUGAAUCCCAUUCUCAACAGUACUUAUGAAUUCAUGAGCACAUUUUUUCUGGAGGUCAGCUCUGUCUUCCCGGAUUUUUAUCUUCACCUUGGAGGAGAUGAGGUUGAUUUCACCUGCUGGAAGUCCAACCCAGAUAUCCAGGCCUUUAUGAAGAAGCAAGGCUUUGGUAAUGACUUCAAGGAGCUGGAGUCUUUCUACAUACAGACGCUGCUGAACAUCGUCUCUGCCUAUGGCAAGGGCUAUGUGGUGUGGCAGGAGGUGUUUGAUAAUAAAGUAAAGGUUCGGCCAGAUACAAUCAUUCAGGUAUGGCGGGAAGAGGCGCCCGUACGUUAUAUGAAGGAAAUGGAGCUGAUCACCGGAGCUGGCUUCCGCGCCCUGCUCUCUGCCCCCUGGUACCUGAAUCAUAUAACUUAUGGCCCUGACUGGAGAGAGAUCUACAUGGUGGAGCCCCUGGAAUUCAAAGGUAGCCCUCAGCAGAAGGCUCUCGUGAUUGGUGGAGAGGCCUGCAUGUGGGGGGAGUACGUGGACAGCACCAAUCUGGCCCCCAGACUCUGGCCCAGGGCAGGGGCUGUUGCUGAGAGGCUGUGGAGCAACAAGUUGGUGACUAACUUGGACUUUGCCUUUAAACGUUUGACACAAUUCCGCUGUGAGCUCCUAAGGCGAGGUGUCCAGGCCCAGCCCCUCAGUGUAGGCUACUGUGAACAGGAGUUUGAACAAACCUGAGCAAGCAGCCCCAGGCACUGAGGAGGGUGCUGGCCCUAGGAGAUUGGGAGUGGGGCCAGGCUUCCACUGCAUCCCGGCCGGGGGAUGGAGCCCCUUGCCCACGUGCCCCUGUGCACAGAGAGAAGGGGGCCAGUGUUGGCACUAGCAUCCAAUAAAGAGUGAUGUGGCAUUUUUCCAUAACGAACAUGGAUUACCUGUGU